This is a messenger RNA of Pseudocercospora fijiensis CIRAD86, 372 nucleotides long. RefSeq lists its product as uncharacterized. Lineage: Eukaryota; Fungi; Ascomycota; Dothideomycetes; Mycosphaerellales; Mycosphaerellaceae. The transcript is spliced from 2 exons. The record is from RefSeq and is a predicted model, not a curated record. The annotation marks the transcript as partial.
UACGAUGAUGCAUCCCGAUCUAUGACCUCCGUCGCCUGCAGCGAUGGUGCGAAUGGCCUCAUCACCAAGCACGGAUGGCAGACACAAGGCGCCGUUCCAGGCUUCCCAAACAUCGGCGGAGCAGUGGAUAUUGCCGGCUGGAACUCUGCCUCUUGCGGCCAAUGCUUCAAGGUCACCUACAUGGGCACGAGCAUCCGCAUCGUCGGAAUUGAUCAUGCCGGAGCCGGCAUCAACAUUUCAAAGGCCGCCAUGAACACCCUAACCGGCGGCAAGGCCGAACAACUUGGCCGCGUGGAAGCCACUAUUGAGCGUGUCGGCUCCGACCAAUGUGGCCUGACCGCAUCGAAGCGCACCAUCGAGUUCAACGCUUAA